This is a messenger RNA of Hypoxylon trugodes, 1921 nucleotides long. Its product is annotated as FMN-dependent dehydrogenase-domain-containing protein. Lineage: Eukaryota; Fungi; Ascomycota; Sordariomycetes; Xylariales; Hypoxylaceae. Gene Ontology annotation, molecular function: heme binding; oxidoreductase activity. The transcript is spliced from 4 exons. Bases 128 to 1654 code for a protein of 508 amino acids. The record is from RefSeq and is a predicted model, not a curated record.
GAUUCAUAGGGAGAGGGAAGGUAUACAUCUAUCUUCGUAUAUCUCGAGAGUUAGGGUAUAGCGAUUUACUGAUAACCGAGGUUACCUGUGUGGUUCACAAAAGUUAACUUAACAGAGAGGGAGCGAAAUGGGCGUAGAAAACCCUGAAAAGGCGACACGACCAAUAAGCGUGGAUGAGAUAUCCCGUCACACAUCAUCUGAAGAUCUUUGGCUCGUCGUCGACGGCAUAGUUUACGACCUCACCCAAUUCCUACCGGAACACCCCGGAGGCCCCACCAUACUUCUACAAUACGCUGGGCGCGACGCAACAGCCGCCUACUCGGAAGUCCACUCGCCGUCCCUAAUCCAAACCUCACUUCCAGCAUCAAGUCGUAUCGGAGUCUUAGACAAAACCACCAUUACCGAAGAAUGGGCCAAACCACCACCACAAGCUCGCGGUUCACCUCGUAAGACAGUCGAAAAACCGCCUCUAGAUACUCUCAUCAACGCGCGCGACUUCGAAAUCGCAGCUAAAGCUAGUUUUACUCCGAAGGCGUGGGCGUUCGUAUCAUCCGCUGCGACGGAUUGCCUAACCAAGGAGCGAAACGGGUCUACGUAUAACGACAUCAUACUGCGACCACGGGUUUUGAAAGAUGUCAGGAAUGUCGAUGUGGGCACGGCGAUACUAGGGCACCAUAUAAAAGCGCCGAUAUUCUGUGCGCCGACGUCAAUGGGGAGGAUUUUCCACCCCGAGGGUGAGCGGGAGUUAGGUCGUGGAUGUCAACGCUUAGGCAUUCCGCAAUGUGUGUCAACUAGUUGUUCUUACUCCUUGCCGGAGGUCAUGGAUGCUGUUGAAGGCGAAGCACGGGAGACGAAUAGCGAGUUGGGUGCGGUUCCUGUGUUCUUUCAACUAUAUGUGGAUAGGAAUCGGGGUAAAUCAGAGAAACUUCUCCAGAUGGUGAGGGAACGCGGGGUCAAGGCCAUAUUCGUAACCAUUGACGCGCCGGUGAUUGGGAAAAGAGAGGCGGACGAGCGAGUCAAAUCGGAUGAAAACUUGCGGGCUCCUAUGUCUGGUGCGCAGGCGAAGAAUGAUAAAAAGGGUGGGGCACUAGGGAGGCUGAUGGGUAAUUUCAUCGAUGCGUCGCUGACAUGGGACGAUGUUGCCUGGGUACGGAAGCAUGCUCCAGGUUUACCAAUCGUGUUGAAAGGUAUCCAGACAGCGGCAGAUGCCGUAAAAGCGAUGGAAAUUGAUGUCAAUGCAAUAUAUCUCACGAACCAUGGAGGAAGAAGUUUGGAUACAUCACCAGCGACGGUAUUAGUGCUAUUGGAGCUGCAGAAGUGCUGUCCACAGAUCUUUGACAAGAUGGAGGUAUAUAUAGACGGGGGAAUCACGAGAGGCACGGAUAUCUUCAAGGCACUAUGCCUAGGAGCUAGGGCAGUGGGCAUUGGUCGAGGGUUUCUGUUUUCUUUGAAUUAUGGGAAGGAGGGCAUUGAACAUUUCAUCAACAUUCUUGUUGACGAGUUGGUGACUACCAUGCAGAUGUGCGGUAUCACUAGUCUUGAUCAAGUCCAUCCGGGACUACUACAUACAGGCGCCGUCGACCAUCUGGUUCCUGGAUCAGAAGAACAUCCAUACGCCAAGUGGAGGCCGAAGUCCAGGAGUAGUAGAUUAUGAAAAGGGGGUUUAAGAGGUUUUACGUGUAAAUAAUAGGUUUUUACCUAGUAUCUUCGGAUAAAGCAUCAAUCGAUCGCGCAUGCUCGAUUUACAGCACACUGGCAAAAUCAUCGUUAUAUUAGUUCAACGCCAUCCAAAAGAAACCAUCUAGGCGGCGCUCCUUAUUUGAUUGCGGGAUUCAACAAGCGUUCCGUCCCUUAUCUCAACUGUUACAUUGGCGGCUCGAAUUCCAGAUCCCCUCGCUGCUUCAGCAUUAGUAACGAGGAA